Messenger RNA from Megalops cyprinoides (Indo-Pacific tarpon), 1826 nucleotides. RefSeq names its product coactosin-like F-actin binding protein 1 (gene cotl1). Gene Ontology annotation, molecular function: actin filament binding. The transcript has 4 exons. Bases 635 to 1063 code for a protein of 142 amino acids. NCBI's taxonomy places the organism in Eukaryota, Metazoa, Chordata, Actinopteri, Elopiformes, Megalopidae. Gene Ontology annotation, cellular component: cortical actin cytoskeleton; actin filament; site of polarized growth. The record is from RefSeq and is a predicted model, not a curated record. Gene Ontology annotation, biological process: regulation of actin filament polymerization.
ACAUUUGCGUUUAAGAUUUUUUCCGCGACAAGAGUCACCUGUUACUAUGCUAUGAACAUCCUAGUGUUUUCACAAGGGCCACGGCUUAUUGUUUCUGUUACCCUUUAUGUUAAUAAUUUAUUUAUUACUACCAGACUGUGUAAUAUUAUUCGAGGAAACAGACAUUGCAGUGCAACGAUCGUCCAGUAAGUGGCAGGCGAACCUAGGCAAAUCUCAACAAUAGAAGAGGGCGGAUUUAAUUUGUCUUUAUCCCCUGGUUUACCAUUAGGAGGAGGUGAAUUCCGUCUCGUGGGGCCCCGUUUCUCUCGUACGGCAACCUGAUUGACGAAUAAUCACCAACGCCCAAAAGCCGGCUAUAGGAAAUGAAUAGAACUGCAAGAAGAUCCGCUUUUUCUGAUCACUGAGAAAAGACUCCCUGCUCUGCGUUUCCUGAGUGCAGUCUCCCCCGUCCCCUACGGUUCAACGGUACAGACUAUAACGCUACCGUUUAUUGCACAAAUCGUCCUCCGGUUUGUGGAAUUAGGGACUCUUCCUUCUCUUUCAGCUUUACAGGACUUAUUAUUUUACCUCGUGCGUGUUUUUUUUCCUCGCAUUUCUCCUUCAUUUGUUUCACUGCUUGAACCUCCACGACAAAAUGGCAACGCGAAUUGAUAAGGAAGCUUGCAGAGAAGCCUACAAUCUCGUCAGAGACGAUAACACAGACAUUAACUGGGCUUCCUUUAAGUAUGACGGCUCCACGAUUGUGCCUGGGGGACAGGGGACCGAUUACGAGGAGUUUAAGAGACAGUGUACAGAUGACGCACGUCUCUUCGGCUUUGUGCGGAUCACGACGGGCGAUGCCAUGAGCAAGCGGGCCAAGUUCACCCUCAUCACCUGGAUUGGCGAGAAUGUGAGCGGACUGCAGCGAGCCAAGAUCAGCACUGACAAGACGCUAGUGAAAGACAUCGUACAGAACUUUGCGAAGGAGUUCAUGAUCAGCGAUGCACGCGAGCUGGAGGAGGACUACAUCCGCGAGGAGCUGAAGAAAGCGGGCGGGGCCAACUACGACGCCCAGGCGGAGUAGAGCAGGGAAAGGGGCUUCUCUACGGGUGCGGGGUGGGAGAGGGGGGGCGGGGUUACAUUUCACCACAGCCUGGGGGAACAGGGGGAAGAGGGGUAAGGGGUGAUGCCCCUCUGUCACACAUUCAGAACUAGCGCACACCUCUCUCCGCUGCCAGUGUGAAAUCGACUACGCACACUCUCUCCUGGAGCCGGGGUGUGUUUCUGCACUGCCACCUUAACGGGAUUUUGAUAUUCCCGAUUGGAUGUCAUCUGUCUCGUCCUGUUGAGGCUGUAGUGUGUCAACACACCCCUGGAGUGGCAGUCAGUCUGCUGCACUGGCGGCUCCUCCAACCCCUGCCCCCCUCCCCUCCCAGUGGUUACUGCCUUAAUCUCCCGGAGAGAGAGGGGUGCAGAGGGAGGUCUGUGCGCUGGUACGCUGCACUGUGAUUGGCUGUGGCUGUCACCCAUACAGGUGCCCGGAUUCGGACGGUCUUCCCGUCUGCAGCCUACAAAGCAUUUUACCUUCCUGUUUACACAGCUGUACAGGGCGGUGCUCACUACCCUGUCAGUCAGCAGAGUCCAGCACAGUCUAUCUCUAGUGUAGCCUAUGUCUUUCUUUCAGAUGGAAACCCAAAAGGAAUGUUUUUAAAAAAAAGUUAAAUUUCUUUCCUUGUAGAAUUUACCCUUGGUUUACUGUGUUUUGAGAAAUGUAGUGGGAAAAGAUCAUGGUGGCCCAAGGGCACCAUUCAUCUCAUAUUAUUUCAGAAUAAACUUUUUUUCAACCU